Messenger RNA from Cordyceps fumosorosea ARSEF 2679, 189 nucleotides. RefSeq lists its product as hypothetical. The record is from RefSeq and is a predicted model, not a curated record. The coding region runs from base 1 to 189 and encodes 62 amino acids. The transcript has 2 exons. Lineage: Eukaryota; Fungi; Ascomycota; Sordariomycetes; Hypocreales; Cordycipitaceae.
AUGGCCGCCAUCACCACCCACCCCGGCCUCGUCAUGCACGAGAUUGCCAAGCGCUCCAAGAGCUGGCCCGCCAAGAACGUCGGUGUCAUGGUCGUCUUCUGCAUCGUCUUUGUCGUCGCCGUCGCUCUGCUCGCCAUCUUCGUGAGCAAGUGCCUCAAGCGCCGCAGGGAGGCCAAGCCCGAGCUGUAA